Molecule: messenger RNA, 213 nt
Organism: Chlorella variabilis
Lineage: Eukaryota; Viridiplantae; Chlorophyta; Trebouxiophyceae; Chlorellales; Chlorellaceae
Exons: 2
Biological process (GO): translation
Cellular component (GO): ribosome
Molecular function (GO): structural constituent of ribosome
Source: RefSeq, a predicted model, not a curated record
AGCGGCAGCGCGGAGGUGCAGAUUGCGCGGCUGUCUGCCCGCGUGCUCCAGCUGACGGAGCACCUGGCGGAGCACAAGAAGGACUUCUCCACGCGCCGCGGCCUGCUCACCGUGCUCAGCAAGCGCAAGCAGAUGCUGCUUUACCUGCAGCGCACCGACCGGCCCAAGUAUGAGCAGCUACUGGCAGAGCUCAACAUCCGCCCUCUGAAGAAC